Didymosphaeria variabile is the source of this 825-nucleotide messenger RNA. RefSeq names its product nucleoside triphosphate pyrophosphohydrolase ham1 (gene HAM1). Gene Ontology annotation, molecular function: nucleoside triphosphate diphosphatase activity. Lineage: Eukaryota; Fungi; Ascomycota; Dothideomycetes; Pleosporales; Didymosphaeriaceae. Gene Ontology annotation, biological process: nucleoside triphosphate catabolic process. The transcript has 5 exons. The record is from RefSeq and is a predicted model, not a curated record. Gene Ontology annotation, cellular component: cytoplasm. The coding region runs from base 1 to 825 and encodes 274 amino acids.
AUGAACACGUCAAGACGCACAUCACCCCCGAACUCAACCGCACGCGCUCAGACCCAAGUCCUCGGCAUCCCUGUCGACGAGAGUAAUCAGAAGGAACCCGCAAAACCCCGCCUAGAAAGCUUCCCGCAGCCCGCGUUCCCGGCACAGGAAGCCCUUCAUCAACGCCUGCAGCAACACCCCUACCAGUCGAGUAAUCGCCGUCAGCAACAGCCCGCCCGUGAUUUGCUUCCUGCGGGUAAGACCAGCGACAUGGGUUCCGACGCACAGGUACCCAAGCACCUGAACUUCAUCACGGGCAACAAGAAUAAGCUCGCCGAGGUUCAAGCUAUUCUCGAAGGCGUAAUCGAGCUCAGGAACCAGAAUGUAGACCUCGUAGAGAUUCAAGGCACAGUCGAAGAAGUCACAACAGACAAAUGCCGGCGUGCAGCAGAAGCGAUCAACGGCCCUGUGCUCGUAGAAGACACAUGCCUCUGCUUUAAAGCUAUGAACGACCUCCCCGGACCGUACAUAAAAUGGUUCAUGCUCGCGCUCGGCCCCACAAAACUGCACCACAUGCUUGACGGCUUCGAAGACAAGUCUGCACAAGCCGUGUGCACGUUCGCCUAUUGCGAAGGUCCGGGCCACGAACCGGUACUUUUCCAAGGUAGGACGGACGGGAAGCUGGUCGCCAGUAGAGGACCUACAGUAUUCGGCUGGGACUCAUGCUUCGAAUACGAGGGAACGACGUAUGCGGAGAUGGAGAAGAGCGAGAAGAACAAAAUCUCGCACCGUGGGAAAGCGCUGGACAAGCUGAAGGAGUGGCUCGCGAGCAAGGUUGAUGCGUAG